Messenger RNA from Lampris incognitus (smalleye Pacific opah), 1324 nucleotides. RefSeq names its product GTPase IMAP family member 9-like. Bases 118 to 1035 code for a protein of 305 amino acids. Gene Ontology annotation, molecular function: GTP binding. The transcript is spliced from 2 exons. The record is from RefSeq and is a predicted model, not a curated record. Lineage: Eukaryota; Metazoa; Chordata; Actinopteri; Lampriformes; Lampridae.
UUUAGUGCUUUCUUGUGAAACUUUCCUUGUAAUCUACAAAGUUAUUCUUGCAACUUUUGUGGGGUUUUUUUUUUAAAUUUCUUUCCAGCAAAAGGAUGGUGUUCAAAUUAGACAGUGAUGGAUACCAGCCAACCAGGUUCAUUUGAGGCGGCUUCAGAAACGAAGUCCAGCUCUCCAGUUACCAAUGAGCUUAGGAUUGUCCUGGUGGGGAAGACAGGAUCAGGGAAGAGUGCAACUGGAAAUACCAUCCUGGGGCGAAGUGCGUUCUGGACAGAGGAAAUGUCUCUCUCAUCUGUGACAGUUCGUUGUGCCGAACAAACAGGCACCUGCAACAACAGAAAUGUCAGUGUCGUUGACACUCCGGGGCUCUUUGACACAACCAUGAUGGAGGAACAGGUGAAGAAUGAAAUACAGAAAUGUAUCGAACUAUCUGUCCCAGGACCUCAUGCAUUCCUGCUAGUAAUCAGCCUUGACACCAGAUUUACAGAGGAAGAGCGGAAUACUGUCAAGUGGAUCAAGGACAACUUCGGUGAGAAAGCAUCCAAGUAUAUACUGGUGCUUUUCACCAGGGGAGACAAGCUUCAGCCUCCGAAUACAGCUGACAACCAUGUAAACAAAUGCCCACCCCUCAAAGGGCUCAUCAGUGACUGCAAUGCGGGUUACCAUGUGUUUAAUAACAAAUGCAUGUAUGAUCGCACUCAGGUUGCAGAGCUGUUCAGAAAAAUAGAUGAGAUGGUGAAAUGGAAUAGAGGACACUACACCUGUGAAUUGUACAAAGAGGCCCAGAAACGGUUGAGGAUGAAUGAGACACGGAAAAAGGUGGGCGAAGGUAUGAAUACUAUAGGGAAUGGACUGCUAUUUGUAGCGGCUGGCGCGGCAGCAGCAACAGCAGCCCCUGCGAUUGGUGGUGUUGCCCUUGUUGCAGAGGAAGCGGUGACAGUGACAACCGUUUUAGCCACGGCCCUAGGUGGAACUAUUUCUAAAGUUUUUGGGAGGUGGGUGAAUCCUAAGAAGGAGGAAAAGCCAAGUCAAUGACGCUUUAAUCAGAAUCUGGACAUACAUUUCUUUAUCAGUUAAUUUAACCAUUGCAUUAUACAAAUACCUAUUUGGUCUCAAUUUCUUUUUUCCCCUGUCAGACGUAUAUGUGUUCAAUGUACUCUGAACAAUAAUCAGUCUGUAUAAUGCUGAUAUUGUAUAAGAUUCCUCAAAAAUCUUAUUUGCUUUGAUGAACAUCGCCAGUUUCAUUUUCAUUUUUACGAAUAAAAUAUUUAGCCUUUGAAAAAUGAACUGAGCCUCACAUAUACAAUAAUGCUGAAAUUAAAUU